Molecule: messenger RNA, 2421 nt
Organism: Megalops cyprinoides (Indo-Pacific tarpon)
Lineage: Eukaryota; Metazoa; Chordata; Actinopteri; Elopiformes; Megalopidae
Gene: gabrd
Product: gamma-aminobutyric acid type A receptor subunit delta
Exons: 9
Coding region: 354-1730 (458 amino acids)
Biological process (GO): monoatomic ion transmembrane transport; nervous system process; regulation of membrane potential
Cellular component (GO): GABA-A receptor complex; synapse; membrane
Molecular function (GO): GABA-A receptor activity; extracellular ligand-gated monoatomic ion channel activity; neurotransmitter receptor activity
Source: RefSeq, a predicted model, not a curated record
CGGGUUCCACGUGUGGACCGAGAAACCUGACGUCGCUCUGAGCAAGGGACGUACGGUAGCGUGGGCUGAAAAGUGCUUAUUCUCUUGAUGCCGGAGGAGUCAGUGCUGCGAGUGGGCUGUACGCGAGAGAGUGGCGAGAGCGCAUCAGUCAACUCCACUGCGCCCGAGUUCACUUUGAGCAUCAAUUGCGCGGAGCAGGACAAGGAGGCGGCGGCGGAGCGGAACAUGGGAAGGCAAAAGCGGUGCCCGCUCGCAGCUGCUCGUUUCCAGCGGGACGGGACCGCGGCGGCGUCGCUGCUGUGACCUCCUACCUGAUCUCGUUCACCUCUGGAAAACUUUACGCGGCUUUAGAGAUGGAGAUAUUCACUUUGAUUUUGCCAGCCCUGUUACUCCUGUCUAUCGAACGGAGCAAAUUCACCAGGGCGAUGAUGAGUGACAUUGGGGACUAUGUAGGUACAGACAUUGAAAUAUCCUGGUUACCUAAUCUGGAUGAUUUAAUGAAGGGGUAUGCACGCAAUUUUCGCCCUGGGAUAGGAGGCCCUCCAGUGAAUGUAGCUAUGGCUAUUGAAGUAGCCAGCAUCGAUCACAUCUCAGAGGCUAACAUGGAGUACACCAUGACCGUGUUCCUGCGGCAGAGUUGGAGGGACGACCGCCUGUCUUACAACCACACCAACAAGACGUUGGGGCUGGACAGCCGCUUCGUGGAUAAGCUGUGGCUGCCGGACACCUUCAUUGUCAACGCCAAGUCAGCCUGGUUCCACGAUGUGACCGUGGAGAACAAGCUCAUUCGGCUGCAGCCGGACGGAGUCAUCCUCUACAGCAGCCGAAUCACCUCAACAGUGGCCUGUGACAUGGACCUGACCAAAUAUCCUAUGGAUGAACAGGAGUGCAUGUUGGACCUGGAGAGCUAUGGCUACUCCUCGGAGGACAUUGUGUACCACUGGUCCGAGAGCCAGGCGCAUAUCCACGGGCUGGACAAGCUGGAGCUGUCCCAGUUCACCAUCACAGACUACCGAUUUGUCACAGACACUAUGAACUUCAAAUCUGCUGGACGCUUUCCCCGGCUGAGCCUGCGCUUCCAGUUGAGACGGAAUCGGGGCGUCUACAUCAUUCAGUCCUACAUGCCUUCCAUCCUAUUGGUUGCUAUGUCCUGGGUGUCCUUUUGGAUCAGCCAAUCAGCUGUGCCUGCAAGGGUAUCACUAGGAAUCACCACGGUCCUGACCAUGACGACCCUGAUGGUCAGUGCCCGUUCGUCCCUCCCCCGAGCGUCUGCCAUCAAAGCCCUGGAUGUGUACUUCUGGAUCUGCUACGUGUUUGUGUUUGCCGCCCUGGUGGAGUACGCCUUCGCCCACUACAACGCUGACUACAACCGCAAGCAGAGGGCCAAGAUCAAAGCCAACAAGCUGAGCUCAGAGUCCAUCGUGAAAAACGGGAAGCAGGCCAUGGUCCUGUUCUCCCUCUCGGUGGCGGGCAUGAACCAGGGCCUGAUGGUCUCCAAUCGACAGGGCCGGGCGCAGAGGUCUGCCCAGGCCUCCGGCGAGUCCGAGGAGGUGGAGAACGGGAAGACCAAAGGCAAGAAGGCGGCGGAGGGGAGCGAGGAGAAGAAGAGCAGCCUCAAGUCCGUCUUCAAGCCCAUUGACGCCGACACCAUCGACAUCUACGCCAGGGCCGUCUUCCCAGCAGCCUUUGCGGCCGUCAACGUCAUCUACUGGGUGGCGUACACCAUGUGAGCGGACCUGGGGACCGCACGGGUGGCACUUUUCCACUGGGGAUGUGUGCACACAGACGAUUUGGAACAACUGUAGCAGUCAAAUUCCUUGACUUAUUUACAGGGCACCUGUCCCUGAAGCAAGCUUUGAGAUAUAAAACGAUUCAGAAAUCUCUAAAGGGAUAGACACAAUCUCUAUACUGUAAAAUGUCAUGUAAUGGCUGGGGAACAGCAGCCCUGGAAUGUGAAGUGAACUCUCAGCACUCAUUGGACAGCGUGGGUCACCUGACCCCUCCCUCUGACUCCUACAUCCCAUAAUCUCAUCUCAGUCAGUCUUGGACAGCCUUUACUCCUCCAGCGGUGAGGACGGCAGUCUGCCUUGUUAAAGAAUGGUGAAGGCAAACAAGAGGGAAAAAAAACACACUGUCGUUUUUAGCAUUGUUCUGUAUGUUUGAAGAUGUGAGAAAGUUACCUUCAAAAAACGAGCGCAACAAAAGUAGAGCUGCCAAAUGCCGAAUGAUCAAAAUAAUGUACGUUAGUCUGCAUGGCUGUUACCCCUCCUAGUUCUUUCCUCCCAGCGCACAAUCCCCCACCGUUUUUUUCUCCUCUUUUAACUCCUCCGCCUUUUCUGUUCACUUUAUUUUGAUUUUAUACGUGGGGCUUCUUAUCACUUCCUACCAGUCCUGCCUGUCUCUAGAUUAUUAAAAGCAGUU